GAGGGUUUGCGAUGCCAGUGGAUGAGCAAGGGGAAACAGUCACAUCCGAUCAGACAGGCUGGUACGAUCGUGAUCUCGAAGACUUCAUACCCAAGCCCCUGGCAAAGAGCGUGGGCAAAGGUCAGAAGAAGAAAGGUGGAAAAGGUGGCAUUAAUAAAAGACCUUCUGAUUUGGACCUCAGUGGGCUUAUAUCCAAACUUCAAGAAUCAGAGUCCUUCAAGGCUAUCGGGGGGGACCAGGAUGCAGAAUCCCUGGAGGCAUUGAAGAACGUCAGGGGCUACGGGAAGAUGCUCAAAGCCCAAGGUAACCACCCCGAAGAUAAGCAGGGCUACCGUAAGGGCCCACCCGAGGCCACCAGGUUGGACGCCGCCAGAG
This is a messenger RNA of Prorocentrum cordatum, 375 nucleotides long. The record is from the annotation of a GenBank genome assembly. Lineage: Eukaryota; Dinophyceae; Prorocentrales; Prorocentraceae.